AUGGAUGAUAUCCUUGCGCCUAUCCAAGAUGCAUUCGAGGGCCAGAUCGUGAGUUUCCUCUCUGCUUCACAGACAUCCAGCCACCUAUACCUUUUACUACACCUGGCUGCAUGGAACGACGCUAAUCUACCAAUUCGUUCAUCUGAACAGGAUUUCCACGGCCAGCGCAUCGCCGAACUCCUCUCUACAGCUCUGUUGAUCAUAUCAGGUGUUGUCGCUUUCUUCGUCGGAUACAUCUACCAAGACAUCCAUCUUACCCUUUGGGUCGGCCUUGGUGGCACAUUAAUCACCGGUCUUGCUGUCAUUCCUCCGUGGCCUAUGUACAAUAAGAACCCCGAGAAGUGGCUGGUCCCUGUUCCCGGGAGUGCGGGCGGCGCAGGAGUCGUGGUAGACGGGGUCAAAGUUGCAUGA
Messenger RNA from Aspergillus terreus NIH2624, 411 nucleotides. Its product is annotated as signal peptidase complex subunit 1. NCBI's taxonomy places the organism in Eukaryota, Fungi, Ascomycota, Eurotiomycetes, Eurotiales, Aspergillaceae. Bases 1 to 411 code for a protein of 136 amino acids. The transcript is spliced from 2 exons. The record is from RefSeq and is a predicted model, not a curated record. Gene Ontology annotation, biological process: protein targeting to ER. Gene Ontology annotation, cellular component: signal peptidase complex; endoplasmic reticulum membrane.